This is a messenger RNA of Erigeron canadensis, 857 nucleotides long. RefSeq lists its product as uncharacterized. Gene Ontology annotation, biological process: SCF-dependent proteasomal ubiquitin-dependent protein catabolic process. NCBI's taxonomy places the organism in Eukaryota, Viridiplantae, Streptophyta, Magnoliopsida, Asterales, Asteraceae. Bases 95 to 616 code for a protein of 173 amino acids. The record is from RefSeq and is a predicted model, not a curated record. The transcript has 2 exons. Gene Ontology annotation, cellular component: cytoplasm; nucleus. Gene Ontology annotation, molecular function: cullin family protein binding.
CUCAAUUCAGAUCUUUGUAUAUAGAAAAGAUUAGGUUAGGGUUUCGUUUAUUUUCUUUCCCCAAAUACUACAUAAAAAAUCCGACCCGACCAACAUGGCGUCAUACGACGAGAAGAAGACGAAGAAGACGUAUUUUAGGAAUAGGAUCGAUGGGGGGCGGCGAAUAGAGCUGGAGGAGAAACAUACGACGGAGUCUUCUCUUCUGAGGAUUUUCUUCAAGCGAUAUCCGGGCGUGUUACCUAUCAAAAUCGAAACCAGCAUCCUUGAAAAGGUUCUCGAUUUCUGCGAGCGACGUGGGCAGAUCAAAAAACUGUAUGCCGUUCAUGAUGAAAACCUCCUCCAACAAGAGUUGAACCAUUUCGAUUCCAAUUUCCGCAAACAGUACCAGAAUCAAGAUGAUGCUAUUGCUCUUGUUAAAGCUGCUGCCAGGUUGGACAUAAAAAGCCUGUAUGACGUGUUGUUUGAAGAUGUUGUUGACAUGAUCGAUAAAAAGACUGCUCAAGAAAUUGACAACAUCUUCACCAUACGUUAUAAUGGUGAUGAUCAUCGGCUUAGAAUCAUGGAACACGUUCUGGACACUAUAUUACCGGAUUGGGCUUGGAAAGAAGUCGUGUAGCUACCCCUCCUUCUCAAGUAUUUAUAGUGCUCCGUCUAUAUCUUUAAUGACUUGUCUAGACUCUUGUUGUGAUGAUGGUGACACUAAUCACAUACAACCCACCCUUUUUAAUGUUGGAUUUCUUUACUGUAUUACCUAGCACAAGCUGCUUCUGUACUGUGUUUUAGUGUUUUGUCAAUCUUAUCAUCUUAAACCUAUUACACAUUUUGGUCUUCUAUGUGCAACUGCAAUUUAUUCACAA